GCGGGGCUGUGGGCAGCGCGCGCGCCCGCCCGCCGGUCGCCCCGCGGGCUCCGCCUCGCAGCGCGGCGGAGGCUCGGCCCGGCUCGGCUCGGCUCUGCUCGGCGCGCCGCAGGGGCAAGGUGCGGCGGCGGGAGGGGGCGGCAACGGCGCAGCGGCUUUGUUGGCUCGGAGCGCAGCGGCGGGAAGAGCGGCGCCUCGUUGAGAGCCCACCAUGGUGCAGCAAGCGGAGAGUGCGGAGGCGGAGAGCAACCUGCCCCGGGAAGCAAUGGACACAGAAGAGGGAGAGUUCAUGGCUUGCAGCCCCGUCGCUUUGGACGAGAGCGAUCCGGACUGGUGUAAAACGGCGUCGGGGCACAUAAAGAGACCGAUGAACGCGUUCAUGGUAUGGUCUAAGAUCGAGAGGAGAAAAAUCAUGGAGCAGUCUCCGGACAUGCACAACGCGGAGAUCUCCAAGCGCCUGGGCAAGCGGUGGAAAAUGCUGAAGGACAGCGAGAAGAUCCCGUUCAUCCGAGAGGCGGAGAGACUGCGGCUCAAGCACAUGGCCGAUUACCCCGACUACAAAUACCGGCCCAGGAAAAAGCCCAAAAUGGACCCGUCGGCCAAGCCCAAUGCCAGCCAAAGUCCGGAGAAAAACGCACCCACCAGCAGCGGCGGCAGCAAAAGCGCCAAGAGCUCCAGCAAGAAGUGUAGCAAGCUGAAAGCCUCCUCCGCCUCCUCGCCCCCCAAGCCGGGAGCCAAAGCCGCCCACCACGGGGACUACGCGGGGGACGAGUACGUCUUCGGCACCCUCAAAGUGAGCAGCAAGACGGUCAAGUGCGUCUUCAUGGACGAGGAGGACGACGAGGAGGAGGACGAAGACGAGCUGCAGCUGCGGAUCAAGCAGGAGGCGGAGGACGAGGAGGAGGACGAGGAGCCGGGGCCGCAGCAGCUACGGCGGUACAACGUGGCCAAAGUGCCGGCGAGUCCCACCUUGAGCUCCUCGGCGGAGUCCACCGAGGGGGCUAGCCUCUACGAGGAGGUACGGGGCGGCGCCGCGGCGGCGGGCGGCGGCAGCAGACUCUACUACAGCUUCAAGAACAUCACCAAGCAGGGCCCGCCGCCGCCGCAGCAGCCGCCCGGCCUCUCCCCAGCCUCCUCCCGGUCCAUCUCCACCUCGUCGGGCGGCAGCGAGGAGGCGGACGACCUGCUCUUCGACCUCAGCCUCAAUUUCUCUCAGCACGGCCACGCCGCCGCCGAGCUGGGGGCGGGUGCCGCCGCCGGGAACCUCUCCCUCUCGCUGGUGGACAAGGACCUGGAUUCCUUCAGCGAGGGCAGCCUCGGCUCCCACUUCGAGUUCCCCGACUACUGCACCCCGGAGCUGAGCGAGAUGAUCGCGGGCGACUGGCUGGAGGCGAACUUCUCCGACCUGGUGUUCACGUACUGAGCGGCGGCGAGGAGCGGCGGAGCCGGAGCGGCGCGACGCCGGCGAUGAUGAUGAUGAUGAUGCUGAUGAUGAUGAUGAUUAAAAAAAAAAAGUCUUGUUUUCUUUAAAAAAAAAAAAAAAAAAAUCUGAAAGUUAGUUCCGAGCCCGGGAGUUGUGAUUUUGGUUUUUUUUUUUUUUUUUUUUUUUUUUUUUUGUUUUUUUUUGUUUUUUUUUUACUUUUUUUUUAAUUGCAUUUGGUGAUCACAACAACAACAGCAAAGGCAAAUGGGACUGGGGGAAAAAAUGAUACAGAAGGCGUUGUUUGAAGCUUGUCGGUCUCUGAUUGAAGUCUGGAAGAUGGUCUGCAAAGAAGUCUUGUGGCAGCACAACUGUUACUCAAGGGGGUUUGUGGAUUUUUUAUUUUUUUUUCCCGUGAGAGAUCUUAAAGAACUGUUCUAGUUUUUUUGUUUUUAUUAUUUUUCCGAAAGGGACCAUUGCAACUUUUUUUGGAGGGAGAAAACUGAUGUCUUCUAUGCAUCCGAUUCUUAACAAAGCUGCAGGGAGCUUGAAAAAAUGCAGACUGUACAAACGCUUACAAAUAACUGAACUGACUUAAGAUCAGAGUUUACUUUUCAGAUCAAAUUGUUUAUGGUUUUACAAAUGUGAUUUCUACUUGCCAACUUUUUUUUUUGUAACUUGUUCCCUUAUACCUCCUUGAUUGAAUACCAGACAGCCUAGACCUCAGUACAAAAAGGUAUUGAAACAUUUUUGAUACAUAACAGACCUCAGUCUUUUUUAAAAAUUAAUAUAUUUUCAGGCGUAUUUUUGUACAGUGAAAAGGGAACAUUCUUGCUGUGUUUUUUCAGUAAGACUUUUCAGGCACUUCUUCCCUUUUAUUUUCUUUUUUUUUUUCCUCUGUUUUUAGCAUGCAAGUUUGUUGGUACGUUACGUCCUGGUUUUAAAAGGAUUAAAAUUUUAAAAAAAUAAUCCUUGCAUCUAAAGGCCUUGUGGUUUUAAAAAGAAAGAAACAAACACUUUUUUUGUACAGCUAUAGUUCAGAUUUGUUCAAUAUUUGUAGGUAAAGAUUUAUUGAAAAUGGUGAUAUAGACCUCAGAGCUGUUAUCUUAGUUUAAAAGAUUGUAUAUGUACUGUACUAUAGUAGGACUUUAUGUAUCUCAUACGCUGUGAUAUGUGGAUGGGGCCCCAGAUGGAAGGUAUGAAACUGGAUUCUCGAUUUUACAAAAAAAAAAAAAAAAAAAAAAAAGAAAAAAGAAAAAAGGCACAUAGUUAAAAGUUUCUCAUAUUGUGCAAUAUAAUCUAAAGUACAGACCAUCUGCAUAUUUUGUAGCAAAUGAUGGCAAAAGCAGACUUGUGCACUGUCAACAUCAUAGCCUGUUUUUUUUUUUUUUUUUUUAACGCUGAAAGUCUGUAUUUUGACAAUUUUAAUAAAUCAGCUGGAACUGAUAGAAACUCGUAUCGCUAUUAGUGUCUGUAGAAGGAACGCUGGAGAUGCCGUGUUGUCACCCCUUGCCUGCGGAGGAGCGGUAGUUGUAGGCUGUUGUGUGUGACCGUAGCUAGGGGGGAAGGAGAGUAAGGACUGCUUCUUUUCUUUGCCUUUUUUUUUUUUUUUUUCCGCCUCCCGUCGCCUUUUCCCCCCCUCCCCGGUUUUGCUCCGCGGGGCCCGGUGAGUGCCAGCCUGCCGCGGCGGGGUCUCUAUUAGGCGGGGCGCGGGCUGGCUUGCUGCGGAUCGGGCCGGGUGGUGGCAGGUUGGCUCAUCCUGGGUGCUUUCGCCUCUCCCGUCUCCCCCCCAGCCCGGUGAACGAGCCCGGCUCCCCGGGGGACGCCCCGCCGGUCCCCCGCGUCCGGUUUCUGGGAAGGUGGGCGCGGCUCCCCACCUCCACCGCCCUGGUCCUCUCCCCGCUGCGGUUUUUGUACUCCCCCUUUCCCGUUUUUUGAUGAAUAGCCUGGGCGAGACCUGAGGCGGAGAUGCUCGGCGUAGUGGGGCUGCAUCUCCUCCGCCCCCCGCCAGAGCUCGGUCCGGCGGGGCGGCCCCGGCCCCGUUCCGGUGAGCUGCCCGGGGGACAGGGGCAGGAGGGGGUAUGAGCUUCUGCUGUAGGUGAGCAGACUUUUUCAGUGUGCUUUUUUUUUUUUAAAUUUUUUUUUUUUUUUUAACCUUAGGAGCCAUCAGAUUUCAGUUGUGCACUCUGAAGUAAGUGCUGAUGGCAACGAACAGACUCACAAGGUGGGAGUUUGUUUCUCAAGAAGUUUACUUUUUAUCUGAUAGGCAUUGGUAAAUUAUUGUUUGGGGUUGGUUUUUUUUUUUGUCUCCACUAAUUAAUGAUCCAGCUGUUUACAGGGACAAUUCACUGUGCUGGUAUUUUGGUGGCAACCACUGCUACAGGCUUUCAGACUUGCUGAAAUGAAAAUCCUGCAUACACAUUUGUAAGGCAUAAUAAAACAUAACAUUAAAACCUGCAUGCAUGUUAUGUUUAAUCAAAGACAACUCUUAGGCAUUUAAGUGGUGAGAUAUCUUACUUUAGGUUAGUUAAACUGGUAGUAAAAUGAUUAAUAUAAUCUGAUCUCUUUCUAAUAAUAAUAAUAAAACACUCAUGAUUCUAAAUAAAAGUUGUUUGGCCUAAAUCUUUGCUAUCAGAAAAGAGAUAUAGCAUAUCUGGGAACUCAAAUUUAUGUCUUGCAUUGUGAUAAUUCUUUAUGAGAAACUGUGUUUUAAAACAAACUUAAUUACAAUAUACAAGAUAUCCUUGGCAAUGGAUAGUCCUCAAUAAAACAGAGUUUCUUGAAUUUUCAGUUUUUGGUCUCAAAUGAUUAGUGUGUUCUCCAUGUAAUAACUUAGAAAUCAGAUUGAAAACAAAUGACAUUUAUCUCUUCUAAGGCAAAGGAGUGAAAGAAAAUAGAUACACUGAAGUGCUCUAGCCUAGCCAUUCACUAUCCUGCUAUCGAAAAUCUGGUUUUGGGCUAGGGUGAUGGAGUAAGUUGAUCAGGUUCUAAGUCUUAAAACUGAGCCAAAAUUCUCUUAGUAAUUCUUGAAGCUAUCAUGAGAGUAGAGGGACUUGUUCUUCCAGUCCCUUUCUUCUGAUAUGCAUCCUUGUUUAUUAAAGUGAUAAUAGGCAGUGUCAUUAAACAUUUGUGCUUUACAGAUGUUCAAUGAGUUAUGAGCAAUUAUGGUCAAAUAUAGGCUGUGUUUAGUUUGCAUUAUAAUAAGGUCUGUGUCUCAGCCUACAAAAGUUUUGACUCGCGUAUGCUUUUGGAAGCUGUUUUUAAAAUUACCAUUUAAAAUAUUAGUCAAGGAUACAUGAUGUAAAGGAUCCAAGUAUAGAACAGUCAGGCAAAUUUUAAAAGAGCAACAGGUCUACUUUAGUCAAUUAAUAGCCACUCAGAAGUAUCUUUUCUUUCUUCUAGAUGGGAAUUAUACAAUAUUGUAUCAGAGGAAUUAUUCUGAGUGAAGGUAUAUGAUGCAGGGAAACAAUUUUUUGUCCAGACAGUUGAGUUUCUUUUAUUUCAGAGUUUAUUGUUGCAUAUUGCUCAAGGGAAAAUUAGAUAGUGUUCUGUUUAAGCCACUGCAUUGUUAGGGCUGAAGUUCGAUGCUGUUGAAUGCCUAAGCUCCUGCUGAUCUCAGCAAGAGUAAAAACCCAAUCUUCUUGUCAUGAAAAAUAGCAUCUGCUAAGCUACUCUUUUUUUUUCUUUUUUCUCUUUUGUCGUAUCUGAUAAUAUUCAUACCUUCUGUUUCUCUUUUGUUUUCCAGUGUUCAUAGGAAUCCUUGUUGACAUGCUAGAGCAGUCCUGUUGCAGGCUUAGUAUCUCCUGUGGCCUUUUAUUCCACAUUCUUUGCAUUUGUCUCUGUACAAUACUACUCUAAGUGUAAUAGGAUUCAGUGGUGGAAGGGAGAAAAAUGAGCUUUUUUAAUGUGGAAAGACAAUUUACUUGCUAACACUGAGGAUGUCAACUCAAUGUAAGACCUAACCAAACAUUCUGAUUCUCUUUUAAUUUUGAAGUGAACAUUUGUAAACUUACCAUUUUUCCCCUUUUGUUGUUUUUAUUAUGUUUUUCCUAUCCUCCUUUUAAAAGAACCACAACUAAGAAAUAUUUUCUUCCUUAAAGUGCAGUCUUUUUCAAAUGUGGUAGAAAGACUCAUUCCAAGCAUCCUUUGAGCGCUACAUGCUCUUUAGGCAUUCGCUGUCAUUCAGAUGAAACUUCUUUGAGUCUAUUGAAUGUGAUUUGCAUCUGUGCAGUCUGAUCCUUCACUCAUGCCUGUCUGAGGAAAGUGCAACUCUAUUGUUACACCGAGGUAAAACUAGUGUGGGGUCAAAGUCAGGGCCAUAGAAUUUUUAGGUGUUUAAUACUCAAUACAGCUUACGAAGUUCCUUUUUACAUCUUCACAAUUGUUGCCUAGUAAGGCCUUAAACCUGCACUGGUUAAAAACAAAAAAAAAUUCUCAUUGAGCUUAAUGGGAGUUUUUGCCGCAAGGGCUGCUGGCAGGAUAGGUGUCUUAGUUCCUCCUAACCUUCAUUUGUAAGCGUGGCCAGGAAAAAAAACAAACAACAAAAACUUAACACAAUGAGUUGCCUUACAUUUCCCCUACUAUACAGUUGUAUUCCUUUGGUUUAUUUCCUUUCCCCUCACCCACAUCGAAGGCUGUGAUUGUUUUUGUUUUUAUUAAUUUUUUUGCACACUACCUAUACCAAUUAACUGCCUAAUUAGUUUUAUCUUCUUUACAUGGAUGCAGUGAAUUUGUAAGAGAAUUUCACAAGCAAGUAGUUUUUUAGUGAGUUUAAAGUAAAUAGAGUUUUAAAGACCUAUUUUUAUAUUCAAUAUAAAGCACAAAUGUGCAGAAAGUGUAGAAUGACUUACCAAAAGGGAAACAAAAGUUCGUAAUAUUUCAUGUAUAAAAGUAAUACCUUCUUUGGGUUUGAGAUUCUCUUAGAAAACCCAAUACUUAUGCCAGUGCAAAGAUAGGAUUAUUUUAAAAACUCUUAGAAAAUUGUGAUUGACAGCAAUUUCAAAGGAAUGACUUCUGUAGAUACAAGGAAACCCCUAAAGCAAUAUGGAUAAUAAGGGGUGAAUGGUUUUCAAUGAUGAACAACAACCUGGAAGUGUGAGAAUGGAGGUUUCAAUCCUUAUUAAUUAAUCAAAUUUCUUCUUUUGUGGUUAGUUACAUCUGGAUUUUCCGUGAAGUGCAAUCUUGCAGGGUGAAAAAGUGCAAGGGCACCAAACUUCUAAGAUUUGCAAAUACUCAGAAGCAGGUUCGGUUUGGAAUUAUCUGUUAUUAAUUAGGGAUUUAGAUUUUGGUAAUUCCCACUUCCAAGAAAAUCAAGACACCAAUUUACCUCUUGAAGAAAUUUGAUCAAAUAAUAGUGAUUAAUCCAGGAACUCCCAUUGUCACAAUUUGUUUUUGUUUCCAUCGUCCUGCUUAUCUCCAAAACCAACUUGCCUCAACUCCUGGUGAAACCAGGGAGAAGAGUUAUAUGCCAUUGUUAGUUCAUUUACAAUUUGUAUCUGGUUUUGCUCUUGUACAUAUGUUGGCGUUUUGGAGUCUUUACAUAAAUGCUGUGAUACUUUUUUUCCUCUUUUCUUUAAUUUUUUUGGUGGGCUGUUUUAAAAUGGAGGCCUGUUUUCCAGUGUGGGACUUUCGAUGGUUACAACAUUUCAAUGAUGUUGCAUGAUGGCCACAGGUGGGGGAAAUUGAAUGUUUUAGAGCAGUUUUUCAAGCAUGACACUUUUAAAAUAUGUAAUUUCAAAGACUUUUCAAGGCCACAUGAAAUUAGUUUUCAUAGCCACUCCAGGUCUUGGGGGGAAAAGCUGAAAAGUACUUUUGUUUAGAAGUCUGAGUGAUGGUGGGGGGGAAACCUUUUCUUGAGGUUUUUGCAUGCCAGUGCACGGCCUAUUGCUGUGAGAGAAGGAAGAUGGUAAGGCUGCUUGAGGCAAUGCACUGGAGGACAAAGUGUUUUCUAGCACUAGAAAAAGAAAAUGCAUGGCAAAGUUUCGUCUUCUAGUAGACUAUAUAGCAUGCAGAGUUUAGUAUGUGUCAAAACAGUGUAUGACAUUGCUGUAUCAAAGUUGUAAAAUUAAGCAUUAUUUAUUGAAAACUAUGUAUUUUUUUUGUAAAAACCUGAUCACCUAGAGGAUUAAUAUCAGUGACUUGUGCUAGUGCUACAAACUUAACCAGCUUCUUUACUACAGUACUUGAUAUGCAGUGUUAAUGCUCAGGGUUGAAACCAGUCCACUCCAAUGUCUUUUUCUGCAAGAGUUUUUAAAUAAAGGAACAACAUAAUGCAAUUGUUCAAAAGACUCUAAUAAAAUUGUGUGAUCAAUCUUC
Molecule: messenger RNA, 7735 nt
Organism: Strigops habroptila (Kakapo)
Lineage: Eukaryota; Metazoa; Chordata; Aves; Psittaciformes; Psittacidae
Gene: SOX11
Product: SRY-box transcription factor 11
Exons: 1
Coding region: 212-1423 (403 amino acids)
Biological process (GO): negative regulation of transcription by RNA polymerase II; anatomical structure morphogenesis; positive regulation of transcription by RNA polymerase II
Molecular function (GO): DNA-binding transcription activator activity, RNA polymerase II-specific; RNA polymerase II cis-regulatory region sequence-specific DNA binding
Source: RefSeq, a predicted model, not a curated record